Torulaspora delbrueckii is the source of this 1512-nucleotide messenger RNA. It is a transcript of the gene NUR1, whose product is annotated as Nur1p. The coding region runs from base 1 to 1512 and encodes 503 amino acids. The transcript has a single exon. The record is from RefSeq and is a predicted model, not a curated record. Gene Ontology annotation, biological process: regulation of exit from mitosis; maintenance of rDNA. Lineage: Eukaryota; Fungi; Ascomycota; Saccharomycetes; Saccharomycetales; Saccharomycetaceae.
AUGAAUGCUGUCCAUUUCUCAAAUAAAGAUGAACUGGAUAUAUCAAAUGAGAAGACCAGUUACCUUCAAGAUGCAAUCUCCAUGCUAACUAAUUCACCCUCAGAUUGGUACAUGGUGCUAAAUGAGAGAAUCGCACUAAUCGAUUGGGACAACAAAGCACGGAAGUGGGCUCAACUGUUAGGACACCUUUUGACCUUUUUAUUUUAUGCGAUACGGCUGUUGCAGGAUAAUUUAAUCAAGCCAAAUAACUACAAGUUCACAUCGAAGAAAGACGCUUUUGAUUUAUCAAAAUCUGACAAACUAAAGGAGUAUGAGUUUUUGAGCAGAUAUGCUACUAGCCUUGAAGAUCGCCCAAGAUCCGCGGAAACUCUGUAUCUUGACUUGUUGAGCGGGCUUAGCAAAGUUCUUGAUUCAUCUAUCAUACUAUUAAUAUUCUUCAACCUGUGCUUAACCUACAGAUUCUUUUGGGGUUGUUUUAGGACUUACUACCUUUUCAAUGUGAAAGAGAGGCCUCCAUCAGAGAAUGUGACGAAACACAGUUUAUCCGGUUUAAACGAUGGUUAUCUUGAGAAUAUUUACAAUGGAUCAUUGUGGUCGAUGUUGAAGGUUUUCUUCAGUAAAAAUAUUAAUGAAGAAGAACCGGGAGAUGAGGGGUUCUACUAUACACUUGCGAAGUGGGCGCCGUCGAACUUUAUCACUAACAUUUUUAUCUCAUUUUGCCCCAGCUGUCUUAUAUUCCUGAUGCUGACCGAUGUCUCCUUUAGUACUGCAUUGGCAGUUGUUAUUCAUCAGCUGGUACUUUGCUUCACGGUUCUUCAUCGCUUUCAAAGCAGAAUUAAAGAUGACUCCAUAAUCAAUAAGGCCACCAUGGCUGAAUUUGAAGAGAAGGUGGUAAAACCAUUGACAUGCAAGAAAUUUCAAGACGUACAGGUUGAUGCAACUCCCUAUGGCAAUGGAUUCGUUCGAUUUUUACCUGCCACUUCUUGUUCAAGGUCGCAUAUAUUCAAGUCGCAUACACUAAACGGGGAAGCAGUCACUGAAAGAUUCAACACAAGAACCCAAGAAUUUGAAGACAUGGCAGAAAUUUGUGCUCCUCAUAAUAUUUUGAUCAAGCCCCCGCGUUUACGAUCAUAUCACAGCCCUGGUGAAUGCCAACGAUGUCAUGUGCGAAAAGACGCAAGAAUUAUGUGUUGUAAUCAAAGUAAUGGUGCUAGUCCGACAAGAAGAACUACACCUCCUGGCUUUUACUCACCAUGCGUCUCAUCGACCUCUGACAUGUCAUAUUCGCAAUGUAGAGAUGAAAGAUCAUCUCAUCGCAUGAACUCACAACGAUCUCCAUGUCAAUCGCAGAACUGUUUCUCGAGCAAUUACUCUAGGAAGAAGUCAAGAAGCCCCUUGAGGCAAUCAGUACUAGUUUCAAAACAUACCAAGAAUUCAGAACCAUCAGAUGAAAGCCACCAGUGCAUGUCAUCCAGAAGUUCCAGUAAGAGCCCGAGACACGGAAGUAGCUAA